AUGGCCCUCUUGAAGCUCUCAGUGCUGGCCUUCAGCUUUGUCUUUGGGGCUGCUGGCCUAACGAUGCUGACCCUUGGCUUGUGGGCUGAGAUGGCGCUGGGAAGGUACCUGGCCCUGUCUGCCCGAGGAGCCCCCAGCGCCCCCUCCCUCCUGCUUGCCGCCGGGGCUGCAGGGCUGCUCUGGGGAGGUCUGGCUGGCGGCGGGGCAGCCAGUGAGCACCGGGGCCUGCUCCGGGCAUCUGCGGCCAUCCAGCUGACUGCUCUGGGAGCCGGCCUCGCUGCUGGCCUUUCAGGACUGUGCUACCAGAACGAGCUGGCCCAGGGCUUCCGGGCAGGCCUAUGGCAGGCCCUGUGGGGUUACGGGGCUGGAGGGAGGGGUGAUGCUAGCUUGGAUGCCCUACAGCGGGGACUCAGGUGCUGUGGAGUGGACACUUACCGUGACUGGCUGGACUCACCCUGGGCCCGGAGUCCCUGGGCCCGGGGCAAUGGCUCUCUGCCCCUGAGCUGCUGCAGAGGCCAGGCUGACUGCCAAGAGGGGGCCAGGGCCGUGGCUUCUGAUGGCUGCUUCUCCAAAGCCAGUGACUUUGUGGCUGACAACAUGGCCUUCAUUGUAGUAGCUGCGCUGGGCCUAGGGGCCCUGCAGGUGGUAGGGGUUGUGCUGGCCUGUCUUCUGGCUGCCCGAAUGGUCCCUGGGGCCCAGACGUCUGCAGAGACCCCAAAGAGCCAUUCCCUGGAGAACCCGCUCCCUGCUGUCCCUGCUGUGCCCCUUCAACCCUGA
Molecule: messenger RNA, 777 nt
Organism: Trichosurus vulpecula (common brushtail)
Lineage: Eukaryota; Metazoa; Chordata; Mammalia; Diprotodontia; Phalangeridae
Product: tetraspanin-7-like
Exons: 1
Coding region: 1-777 (258 amino acids)
Cellular component (GO): membrane
Source: RefSeq, a predicted model, not a curated record